Molecule: messenger RNA, 804 nt
Organism: Erigeron canadensis
Lineage: Eukaryota; Viridiplantae; Streptophyta; Magnoliopsida; Asterales; Asteraceae
Product: putative F-box/LRR-repeat protein At5g02700
Exons: 2
Coding region: 1-804 (267 amino acids)
Source: RefSeq, a predicted model, not a curated record
AUGACCGGAAAAGUAAUUCAGGAAAAACACUCAGAUGACAGUUGUCACAGUAAGUUUGAGGUUGAUUGCAAUUACGAUGCUAGAUUUGCCUCAGAUGUCAAAAGUUGGAUACAAUUUGCUGUUACUAAGUGUGUCAAAGAUUUUAAGUUGUACUUUAGGAAUUCUGGAGAUGAGGAUUCUUACUCAAUUAAAAAUCAAUCGUUCUACAAGUGUUCUCAUUUCACAACUCUCGAUAUAGGGUAUUGUUUGUUUCAGCCUAAAUAUGUACUUGCUUGGAAAAACCUUAUGAAAUUAACUAUUUCAGAUUCAAUAUUGGAAGACGACUUGAUCCCAAACAUUGUGUCUGGAAGUCCAUUGUUGCCUACUUUUGUACUUCGGGAUUGUUGUGCUUAUGUGAUUCGCAUCCUUUCCCCUAGUGUUAAGCGUUUGGAAAUUCAUGGACAUGAGGCUGAUCAUCUCGAAACCCUUCUUGAGAUUGUUGCUCCUUAUAUUACAGAUCUUUAUAUCAGUGAAAGUUUGUGGAUUGAAAACAUUUCCCUUAACAACGUGUCAUCUGUGGUUAAAGCAUACCUUAAUUUCAAAUUUCCCCAAUUGUGUUAUAAAGUUAAAAAGCCUUAUGCAGAGUUGAUACUAGGUGAAAUGAUAGUUGAUUUGCAGGAUGCCAAAGAAAUUGAAAUUGGGGUUCGUUGUUAUCCGAUUUUAUGUCGUAUGGCUGCGAAAGGGUACACGCUUGCACCAAACGUUGUCGGGGUAGAUACUUCUUCAAUGUAUUAUGUUGAUUCUGAUGUUGACGUUUCUGAUUGA